GGGAGAACUGAGACAGGUUUCUCCCAGCAGAGAGUGAACAGACUCUGAGGUGAACAUUUUCACCGCCAGCCAAUCCCCGUUCCUCGUGGAGCGCGUCAUUAUAUAGAGUAGCCAAUAGCAACUUGGACAGGGUCUCCACUCGUCCAAUAGGAGCAGAGCUGCCUGUAUUGGGCGGGUCUUGGAGCCUGCAGCACUGAGGAGGCUCCGGAUGCGCUGCUGUCCAUCCGAACCCGAACCCGGGAUGGAAGACCUUCUGCCCGGACACCGUGGAGCCCGACGGGCCUCAGAGUAGCGAGCUGCCGGGUGUCUGUGCGGAGGGCCUCAUGCGGUUCCACAGUCCCUCUGAGCCUCCACUGUGAUGGAUCCCAGUGCGCGCUGAGUCCUCCACAGGGCGCACUAGAACCCUCAAACAUCCAGGAAUUAGCCGCUUCCUUCGGAACACCUGGAAAUACAGUAUGGGAACGUGUUGAGGCAGAGGGACACAUCUACAGACGUCCCCUGCUAUGAGACACCUGGACAGGAACUGACUGAGACCAGAGACCAGAGACAGAGACCAGAGAGCAGAGACCAGAGACCAGAGACCAGACCAUGAAGGAGAAGUCUAAGAACGCGGCCCGGACCCGGCGGGAGAAGGAGAACAGUGAGUUUUAUGAACUGGCCAAACUGUUGCCUCUUCCGUCUGCCAUCACCUCCCAGCUGGACAAAGCGUCCAUCAUCCGGCUGACCACCAGCUACCUGAAGAUGAGGAUAGUCUUCCCUCAAGGUCUCGGGGAGUCCUGGGGUCACGUGAGCCGCAGCACUUCUCUGGAUGGAGUCAGCCAGGAGCUAGGCUCCCAUCUCUUACAGACAUUAGAUGGCUUCAUUUUUGUGGUGGCUCCAGAUGGGAAAAUAAUGUACAUAUCAGAAACAGCAUCAGUCCACUUGGGCCUGUCGCAGGUAGAGUUGACAGGAAACAGCAUUUAUGAAUACAUCCAUCCAGCAGACCAUGACGAGAUGACAGCCGUCCUCACAGCACACCAGCCGUACCAUUCACACUUUGUUCACGAAUAUGAGAUGGAACGCUCCUUCUUUCUGAGAAUGAAAUGUGUCCUGGCUAAAAGAAAUGCUGGUCUGACCUGUGGAGGCUACAAGGUGAUCCACUGUAGCGGCUACCUGAAGAUCCGUCAGUACAGCCUGGACGCGUCCCCAUUUGACGGCUGCUAUCAGAACGUGGGGCUGGUGGCCGUCGGUCACUCGCUGCCGCCCAGCGCUGUCACUGAGAUCAAACUGCACAGCAACAUGUUCAUGUUCAGAGCCAGCCUGGACAUGAAGCUCAUCUUCCUCGACUCGCGGGUUGCAGAGCUGACAGGCUACGAGCCUCAGGAUCUCAUAGAGAAGACUCUGUAUCAUCAUGUUCACAGCUGUGACUCCUUCCACCUCAGAUGUGCUCAUCACUUGUUGCUGGUGAAAGGUCAGGUCACCACUAAGUACUACCGUUUCUUGGCCAAGCCUGGUGGCUGGGUCUGGGUCCAGAGUUAUGCAACCAUCGUACACAACAGCCGCUCAUCCCGACCUCACUGCAUCGUCAGUGUCAACUACGUCCUCACGGAGACGGAGUAUAAAGGCCUCCAGCUUUCUCUGGACCAGGCCACGUCCAAGGCCUCUUUCCCCUACAGCAGCAGCACCGCCAGCCUUACGGAGAACUGCAGAACUCCCAAGAGCAGAGUAUCCCGGCCCAAGACCAAAGCUAGACUCUCGCCAUAUACACAGUAUCCUAGUUUCCAGGCGGAGCGGUCAGAGUCGGACCAGGACAGUCCAUGGGGCAGCAGCCCCCUCACCGACUCAGCUUCCCCUCAGCUGCUGGAGCAGAGUGAAGGCCUGGACACCUCCUGUGUGUACAGGCAGCUCCCUGAUCCCCGCACGCUCUGCUACAACUUGUCUGAAGAGCACCAUCACACCAUUGGCGACAGCUACACACACCUCCACACGCAGGGUCAAGGCCAGAGUUGCGAGCGAGGCCGAUGUGAGGCGGGGCGAUAUUUUCUAGGAGCACCUCCGCCUGGCAGAGACGCGUGGUGGGGCACCGCCCGGUCCGUCCUACCACUGAGCAAGAGCUCCUUGGAGAACCACGAGGGAUAUGACAGCAGCGUGCCGCACAUCACAGCCAUCCACAGCUACAAUGGCCGGGGCCACUGGGACGAGGAUAGCGUGGUCAGCUCUCCAGAUGGAGGCUCAGCCAGUGACUCAGGGGAACGGUACCAAGCUGACCACUACCGCUGUAGCUCCCAGGAACCCAGCAAGAUUGAGACGCUGAUCCGGGCCACGCAGCAGAUGAUUAAGGAAGAAGAGAGUCGAUUUCAUCUGCGCAAGGGCCCUCUGGAUGCCCCACUGGGGCCGGCCAAUGGGCUGCCCAAGGGCCCUGGCCCAUGCUUCACUCCCGAGUAUACUCAAGGGCCCCUGCCGCUACAGACCGUGGUGUGUCGAGGUUUGAGUCAGGUGAUCAGCCCUGUGCCUAGUCCCGCCCCCCUGUCCAGGCUCAGCAGUCCAGGUCCUGAGCACCUCCACAAGCCCAAAGACUACCUCCAAACAGACCUGUCCCCCAUUUCUUUGCCAUUACACCACCCAUUUGGUCGGCCGGGUCCGUGCUCGGCUUCCCCCACCUCGGCCCCAGCCCUCUACCCCUCCCAAGCCCGCCCACGGCCCUACUUAGACAAGCAUAAAGCCUACUCCCUGACGGGCUACACUCUGGAGCACCUCUAUGACUCAGAGAGCCUGCGGGACUACUGCACCUCCACCAGCACUGGCCCCACCCACUACGAUGUACCCCCUCACCUCCGCAUACCAGCAGAGCAGACCCCCGGACAUAAAGGCACCUCUGUCAUCAUCAGCAACGGCAGCUAACACCCAUCGAACACCGUAGUGGGACUGCGCUCACACAGCCUGAGCUGGUUCGCUCCGUUACAACAUCAAGCCAUCGUUAUUCUGGAUCAUGUUAGAUCAUGUUCUGGAUCAUGUUAGCCACUUUUUCCAUCAUACCGAUCAUUUUAUUCAAACUGUUGCCUCAUUAUAGAAAUACAUUGUAGCUACAUUUCCCCCCAAAUGUUGCACUAACAUCAAUUUGUAAAGAACAGUCAGUGUUGAAUUAACCCUUACUCCAACAGUCAGUGUUGAUUUAACCCUUACUCCAACAGUCAGUGUUGCUUUAACCCUUAGUCCAACAGUCAGUGCUCAUUUAACCCUUACUCCAACAGUCAGUGCUCAUUUAACCCUUACUCCAACAGUCAGUGCUCAUUUAACCCUUACUCCAACAGUCAGUGCAUGUUUCUCUCAACGGGUGAGUGGAAACAACAAGAUCACAUAAUUAGCCAUGCCUGUAAUUCUGGUAAAUAGUGUUAAUGUAUUGCAGCCUUUCAUCUAAGACUGACUUUAUGUUACUUUGAUGAACUGAUUUGUUUCUCUCUGUCCCAAAAUCUGGUACAAAAUUUUAGACCCGAUGCAUGCAUAGAUUUUCAAACAAGUGAGACCCAAUCCAAAAGCGACCUAAAAAUAUUCAGACCUGACCUGCAUAGACCCAAGGAAAAUGGGAUCUGUUCCAAAGUGUGGUUGACCCAAACAGUCAAGCAUGACAGCUGCUUGAUGCUCCACCAGUCAAUGAGCAGCCAUGCUAAAAAAAAUAGGGUUAGGGUGUUCAGAUAGCGAUUCUGCUUGGAUCCACUGGAGCCGGGUUUCCACAAAAAGUUCCCGUGACUUUUAGCCCCUGGAACUACUUUUAAAGGAACCAAAAGGUUCCUUCAGCCCACUGUUGUCUGUGUUUACACCGCAGCCUAAAGACCUGCGAAGGCAAAUUAGUCCGCUGACAUGUGAAAAAGCAACAUGACAUGUGACGAGGGCUGCUGGUGGUCUCAGCGGUAAACACUCUCUGCAGCCUGACGUUCAGUGUGCUAUAAACAUUAGCCUUUGUCUCACUGCGACAAUAUCUACUGCUGCCUAGCAGGACUAUUUACUGAUGCACGGUGGAUGUAAUGAAUGAAAUACAGAGGAGGAAAAUGAAACUAAGAGAGUAAAUCAUCUGGUGAGUGUUUGAUCAAAUGUUCCUGGAGCUUAAUUUAGAUCCUGGUCCCUGCAGUCGAAACGCAAUGGGUUCCUCAAAAGGUUCUUAGUAACAGGGGAAAGUUCUUGGUGGAAACGGGGCUUCGGGUAUUAGGCUUAUUUACACACAGUAAUACUACAGCACCCCACCAGGUUUGGUUAGGUUAAGGGACAAAUAGCAUUUGGUUGGUGUUAGGGAAAGAUUAAAAUAAGUAUUUCUUUAAGGUUAGUGGACCUUCCUGGUUUGGGUUCAAAUGUUAGGGGACCUUCCUCAUCAUGGUUGCACUACGGUAAUAACCACGUGGUUAAGAUUAGGAAACAAUCGUGGUCCUAACUGUCAGUUUGAAAGCAGAAACAAACCGCAGUCUCCCGGUGUUUUGUCGACCCACUCACCCACCCUGACCUCCUCCCUACGUUGACUUUGUUGCUCUAUAAUAACGUCACCUGAUUUCCUCCUUUCUAAGUCAAACUUGAGUGAAAAAAACAAACAAUGCUUUGGUCCAAAUUGAUCAGUAUGAUGGAAAAAUGGCAAACAGGGCUGGGUAGAAAACAGCUGAAGUUCUGCUUUAACAUCCGCCCCAGUGUGUGAAACCUUUUGCACUAUAAGAGAUGGAGAUUUUGUGAAGAGGUCUCCUUGUUUUUCAAUGCAUUUGGAUGAGGAGAAUUGACAGGGUUGGUGCACUUUGCAGUGAUGCAGAGCGCAGGUUGGCCUUGAAAUAAAGCCUGUGUCAUUUUAAACUUCACAGACUAAUAUGCAAAGCCAUUCUCUAGAUGUUUCUGUUCUCUCAGUUUUGGUAUCUUGCAGGGAAGUAAAUGCAGUAAAAAAAAAGGCAGAUACAUUGAUGACUCUCUGGGUGCAUGAUGAAUAUGAUUGUACAGUGAGAACCAUGGAUUGAUUGUUGGACAUAUUUUAAUGGUUGACACAGGACGUCUGCUGCUUUGAUAUUCGGUAUAGUGUUUGAUUGGAAAGAAAAUAAAAUUACUUUUUACCAGAAGUAUAUGACAGAAGCUAUGGAAUCAUUUGUGAUUGACUGUAGGAAGACUGACAGACCAUAUGCAAUUCAACCCAUUGGAAUACCAGGUGAGGUAAGGCAGCUUGAUUAUGUUCAUCUUGACAGAUCCCUGAAGCAACUGUUCAUUAUUGUUAUGUGGGCAUGUUUGUAUAACAGGAUUCAGGAUUUCUCUUCUUCUUCAUGUCCUCCUCAGUCCUAGAUGAACCUAUAUUUAUACAAGUUUGGAUUUUUUUUUUUUUCAUAUUGUCAAAGCCUGAAAUGUGCUUCAUCUCUUAAAGUUAUUUAUGGUGUACUGUAAAUAUGCUCAAAAAAACAAAUCUCACCCCAUUCAAGCACAUGGGCAAAAACUGUAUUUAUUGAGUAAAUGUUUCUUUAUGAUUUUGAAAUAUAGCUGAAAUCAAAUCCCGUCUGCUUGUAUAUUGAGUGUGUUUUUGACUGAAGCAAAUUCUAAAAGAGGACAAAAUAAAAUCAUUUUGCAGA
Molecule: messenger RNA, 5561 nt
Organism: Sebastes umbrosus (honeycomb rockfish)
Lineage: Eukaryota; Metazoa; Chordata; Actinopteri; Perciformes; Sebastidae
Gene: sim1a
Product: SIM bHLH transcription factor 1a
Exons: 12
Coding region: 589-2880 (763 amino acids)
Biological process (GO): regulation of transcription by RNA polymerase II
Molecular function (GO): protein dimerization activity; RNA polymerase II transcription regulatory region sequence-specific DNA binding; DNA-binding transcription factor activity, RNA polymerase II-specific
Source: RefSeq, a predicted model, not a curated record